This is a messenger RNA of Oreochromis niloticus (Nile tilapia), 1436 nucleotides long. It is a transcript of the gene pym1, whose product is annotated as PYM homolog 1, exon junction complex associated factor. Lineage: Eukaryota; Metazoa; Chordata; Actinopteri; Cichliformes; Cichlidae. The coding region runs from base 270 to 914 and encodes 214 amino acids. The transcript has 3 exons. Gene Ontology annotation, cellular component: exon-exon junction complex; cytoplasm. Gene Ontology annotation, biological process: exon-exon junction complex disassembly. The record is from RefSeq and is a predicted model, not a curated record. Gene Ontology annotation, molecular function: RNA binding.
CCAGAAUCCACGUCGUCAUUUCCGAAGUCGAAGAAUAGGGUACGCUCGUUGUGUUACCUGCACCGCCCGCCAGCCUCUUUAACAGCCAUCCACAUGUGCUGUCAUGAUCGGGCUCACCUCGAGCGGUGAAAUAACUUUAAAGCAGAUGUUUAAAAAGCUGUAAGUGUGGUGCUGUGAGUGAGCGAGGUAAAGGAGGGGACCUUUGGGUACACCAUUACCGAUAGAAAGAAAUCCAGAGCGAGGGGAGCGGAGUAGCUCACUACACCAAAAUGGCAACCCCCUAUGUGACAGAUGAAUCUGGGAAAUACAUCGCUGCUACUCAGCGACCUGAUGGAACCUGGAGGAAGCCGAGGCGAGUGAAGGAUGGUUAUGUGCCCCAGGAAGAAGUCCCUGUGUAUGAAAACAAGUAUGUCAAGUUUUUUAAGAGUAAACCAGAUCUGCCCCCUGGUUUGAACCCAACUGAUGCAGCGCAACCAAAACAGCAGCAACAGCAGCAGCAGCAGAAGAUUCCCGGGUGUGGGGACAAUGAGACAGCUGGUCUCUCAAAGUCUGCCAAACGCAACAUGAAACGUAAGGAAAAACGAAAACAGCAGCAGCAGCAGGGCCAGGAUGGCGAUGCGGACGUGGAGUCGGUGAGCAACGCCGUCGAGAACGUGUCCAUUUCAGAGAGCGACAAGUCUGCAAACAAGACGGCGGCGCCUGUUUCUGCGGCUUCUUCCAUUGACUCUUCAGCAGCGGCGGCUGAAAAAGCUAAGAAGAUCAAAAACGUAAAAAAGAAGCUGCGACAGGUUGAGGAGUUGCAGCAGAAAGUGGACUCGGGGGAAAUAAAACAGCCAACAAAGGAUCAGUUGGAGAAGCUGGGUCGGGCAACGGCCUUACAAGAGGAAUUAGAGCAGCUGGAGCAGGAUUCCUGAAGCAAUAAAAGACAGCAGAAGAGUUGGAUGGACUCAACGUACAAACUACACACAGGAAGGGACCCUUGCAGCUUUUGUGAUCAUAGAUUCCAUUAAACAUAUUGUACCUAUUUGAUAUUUGUUAUGAACUUGGGAAGUGAACACAGCCCCAGCACCGUCUGCAUAGCAGGUGUCGCAUCUUAACCACGGACAAGGUUGUUUUAUAGAUUCUGAUAAAUAACAUUGUGACUCCUCAUAUACUUGUGCAGGAGAGGUUCUUCAUCUAUAAAUAUGUUUAAACGGAUAAUUGUGAAUUGUUUUGUGCGUGUCUGUCCUCUCCGUUUUGUACUUUUCAUCACAUCACCAUUUACAGAAAAAAAAAUAAACAUGGAAAAAAUCCUUUUUUUUGUUGAAGAAAUAUGGUUUGUUAACAUUUCUGUUUUGGAAAUUAACAUUCUUGUCAAUGGUUGGAUGCCCUCUUGUAGUCUCACUAAUGUUGAGUCUUCACAGUCAUUACUUUUAUUAAAAUACAAGCUGUGUAAA